AUGGGAGAGGAUCCCAAUUUAGGCAACAUGACUUCCCCUCCUAAGUCUGAGGUGGUAAUUCUUGACGGGUACCUGAACUUGAGUUUCGUGAACGAUGAGAAACCACAAGAGGAAAAAACAGAGGAACCCCCUCAGGCAGAGCCCCCCACCCAAACCAAGAGAAUGGUUCUUUUUAGAGGGAGGAAGAAGACAGGCCCACCAGCCGAGCCGGUGAAAACUGUUGGCUUUUUUCAGCUGUUUCGUUAUGCCUCGUGCUCAGAGGUGUUCUUGAUGCUGAUUGGUUUGCUGUGCUCUGCUCUCUGUGGCCUUGCCCUUCCCCUCACGUGUGUCAUCUUUGGUCAGAUGACUGAUAGCUUUGUUCAGAGUGGGCAACAGCUGAAUUUUACAGGACACAAGGGCUUUGCCCAUUCUCUCUCAUUUGUAGCAAACUUCACUUUUCAACCGAAGUCCUCUGAGUGUGUGGCUGUCCCAGGCUUCGAUCUCCAGGCUGCCAUGACAAGCUACGCCUAUUACUAUGCAGUGAUUGGAGCUGCCAUGCUGCUCCUCACGACCUUGCAGGUGACGCUGUUCCUGCUCACGGCGACCAGACAGACCAGACGCAUCAGAGAGAGAUACUUUCACGCAGUCCUCCACCAGCCCAUGGCCUGGUUCGACACGCAUCAGAGUGGAGUUCUGAAUGUCAGACUCACUGAUGACAUAAACACCAUUAACGACGGUCUAGGAGAUAAGAUUUGUGUGCUUGUACAGAGUGUCUGUACGUUCAUUACCAGUUUCAUCGUUGGCUUUGUGUAUGGAUGGAAGCUGACACUGGUCAUUCUAACAGUCAGCCCCCUGCUGGCUGGAGCGGCCGCUGUCUGGUCGAAGGUGCUUGGCAGUCUGACCGGGCAGGAGCUGUCUGCGUACGCCGAGGCAGGAGCUGUCGCUGAGGAGAACCUGACGGCCAUCCGCACUGUUGUGGCUUUUAAUGGACAAGAGAAAGCCGUGGAGAAAUAUGAAAACAGAUUAGAGGAAGCAAAGAACUUUGGGGUGAGAAAAUCCAUCGCUGCGAAUGUGUCUCGGGGAAUAACUCAGUUUAUCACCUUUGGAAUGUUUGCCUUGGCCCUCUGGUAUGGAACCAAGCUCUCUUUGGACGAGCCGCAGCACUACUCCAUUGGAAGAGUGAUCAUGGUCUUUUUCUCGGUUGUAGUGGGGGCGCUCUCAUUGGGACAGGGGGCUCCAAGCUUGGAGAGCAUCACUAAGGCUCGUGCAGCUGCGUAUGAAAUCUAUAACAUCAUCGACAUGCCCUGUCCAAUUGACAGUAGCUCAGAAGAGGGCCAUAAACCAGAGAGUUUGAAGGGAGAUAUUGAAUUUAAAAAUGUUCACUUCAGCUACCCCUCACGAAAGGAUGUGAAGAUUCUGCAGGGUAUGAGUCUGAAAAUCCCACAUGGGAAGACCAUCGCCCUGGUGGGCUCCAGUGGCUGUGGGAAGAGCACCACCAUUCAACUCCUACAGCGUUUCUAUGACCCAGAUGCAGGAGAGGUAAGGCUGGAUGGCCAUGACAUCCGCAGUCUAAAUGUGAGGUGGCUGAGAGAGAGUGUGGGCAUCGUCAGUCAGGAGCCUGUCCUCUUCAGCACCACCAUCGCCGAAAACGUCCGCUACGGCCGAGCAGACGCCACAGACGAAGACAUUGAACGAGCUCUGAAGGAUGCCAAUGCUUAUGAGUUCAUCUCCAGAUUACCAGAUAAGUUAAACACCAUGGUAGGGGAGAGGGGGGCUCAGCUGAGUGGGGGACAGAAACAGAGGAUUGCCAUCGCUCGAGCACUGGUGAAAAACCCCAAAGUCCUCCUCCUGGAUGAGGCCACCUCCGCUUUGGAUACCCAAAGCGAAUCUAUCGUCCAAGCUGCCCUAGACAAGGCACGAGAAGGUCGCACCACGAUCGUGAUUGCGCACCGUCUGUCGACAAUCAGGUCGGCAGACAUUAUCGCCGGCCUCAGUGAGGGCAGGAUGGUGGAGCAGGGGACUCACGCCCAACUCAUGGCCAAGAAAGGAGUCUACUAUUCUCUGGUCAUGCAACAGACUUCAAGCAGAUCACAGGAGGAUGAUGAGGAUGAAGGUCAGGGGAGCUCCUGUGAGACUGAGACCUCUGAACAGUCAUCGGACACUGAGGAGGAGGAACCUCAGAUUUUGGAGGAGGUGAAAAUAGGCAAUGGCGGCUUUGAGAGGAGCUCCAUACGACACAGCAAGAAUCUGAAAAGGAAGCCAUCUAGGAAGAAGUCAAAGAAGAAGAAAUCUAAGAAAGAGAAGAUGGAGGAAGAGAAGUGUCCAGAAGUCUCUUUUGGCAAAAUCUUGGCUCUGAAUAAGCCGGAGUGGCCGUAUCUGCUGCUGGGGACACUGGUCAGCUUUGUGGGCGGAGCAACACAGCCCUGUGUGGCCAUCCUGUUUUCCAAGAUAGUUGGAGUGUUUACUGAAUUAGACCCAGACGUGAAGCGACAGAAAACCUUAGUGUUUUCUCUUCUGUUCCUGCUAAUGGGAGCAGUGGCUUUAAUCACUCUCUUCGUACAGGGUUUUAUGUUUGGGAAAUCUGGAGAGCUGCUCACUCUGAGACUGCGUAGUCAGGCCUUCUGUGCCAUGAUGAGACAGGAGAUUGGCUGGUUUGAUCAAAGUAAAAAUGCUGUGGGGACUCUGACGACCAGACUGGCCACUGAUGCAUCCUUGGUUAAAGGGGCUGCAGGGUCCAGACUGGGUUUUGCCACUAAUACACUCUGUGCUCUCCUCAUUGCCGUUAUCGUGGCCUUCGUCCACAGUUGGCAGCUCACCCUCCUCAUCCUCGCCUGCGUACCCUUCCUCAUUGGAGCCAAAUUCAUCCAGCUGAGGGCUACAGCGGGCCACGCCUCCAAGGGCCAGAAGGCACUGGAGAUGUCUGGCAAAAUAUCCACUGAAACUGUUGAAAACUUCAAAACCGUCGUUGCCUUGACCCGAGAAGAUGUUUUUUUCCGCAAGUUCACUGACAGCCUAAAUAUGCCAUACAAGCUCAGUCUGUGUAGAGCCCCAGUCUACGGCAUCACCGCAGCCCUGGCCUCCAGCUCCUCUUUCUUCAUCAAUGCCUCCAUCUUCCGCUUCGGGGCCUGGCUGAUCACAAACUGUUACACGGAAUAUGAGAAUGUUUUCCUCGUCUUCUAUGUGAUCGUCUUCACGGCCGCGAACGUUGGCCACACCUCCUCCCUCGCGCCGGACUUUGCCAAAGCCAAAGCAGCAGCCGGGAGGAUCCUGGGUCUGCUGGAGAAGAAGCCCGAGACUGGCGGUGAGGCGGGAGACAAACUGGACACAUUUGAUGGGAACAUUGAGUUUCGUGGGGUCCAGUUUUCAUACCCAAACCGUCCAAAUAUAAGAGUCCUGCAGGGUCUGGAUGUGUCGGUGGGUAAAGGACAGACUCUGGCUCUGGUCGGAGGAAGUGGUUGUGGAAAGAGCACGACAAUCCAACUGCUGGAACGCUUCUACAGCCCUGCAGCCGGAAGUGUGUUUGUGGAUGGAACAGACACUAAAAGCUUGAAUGUGGCUUGGCUGCGGUCCCAGCUGGGCCUGGUGUCUCAGGAGCCUAUUCUGUUCGACUGCACAAUCGCUGAGAACAUCCAGUACGGAGAUAACAGUCGUGUGGUCAGACAGGAGGAGGUUGAGCAGGCUGCUAAAGAUGCUAACAUCCACAGCUUCAUCGUGACCUUACCACAGAAAUAUAACACACGUGUUGGCGAUAAGGGAACACAGCUGUCUGGAGGUCAGAAACAGAGAAUUGCCAUCGCUCGAGCGCUAGUGCGAAAACCCAGAGUUCUGCUGCUGGAUGAAGCCACAUCAGCUCUGGACACAGAAAGUGAAAAGAUUGUGCAAAAAACUCUGGACGACGCCCGGCACGGCCGCACCUGCAUCAUCAUCGCUCACCGUCUGUCCACCGUGCGGAACGCUGACGUCAUCGCCGUCAUUCAGAGCGGCCGAGUCGUGGAGCAGGGGACUCACAGCGGACUCAUGGCCCUACAGGGAGCAUAUUACGCUCUCGUCAACGCUCAGGUCUCUGCCCCCCGCUGA
Chanos chanos (milkfish) is the source of this 4056-nucleotide messenger RNA. It is a transcript of the gene abcb5, whose product is annotated as ATP-binding cassette, sub-family B (MDR/TAP), member 5. Gene Ontology annotation, molecular function: ABC-type oligopeptide transporter activity; ATP binding; ATP hydrolysis activity. Lineage: Eukaryota; Metazoa; Chordata; Actinopteri; Gonorynchiformes; Chanidae. The record is from RefSeq and is a predicted model, not a curated record. Gene Ontology annotation, cellular component: mitochondrial inner membrane. Gene Ontology annotation, biological process: oligopeptide export from mitochondrion.